Molecule: messenger RNA, 228 nt
Organism: Protopolystoma xenopodis
Lineage: Eukaryota; Metazoa; Platyhelminthes; Monogenea; Polystomatidea; Polystomatidae
Source: the annotation of a GenBank genome assembly
UUCGCAUUGAGUGACGGGAUCGACUUUGAUCUUGAGGACGCCGAUAUUGAUUCAGCCAAUCCUGAGGGGUACAAUGCACUUUGGUAUCGCUGGCUGGACUCCACCUCCGCUUCCUCUAUAAAAAUGGGCAUAGAGGAUGACCUGAAGGCUUGGGCGGUCUCUUCGGGAAACAUGAAAUCCGCCAGAGGCAAGUUUCCUUGCAGGUUGUCGCAGUACUUCGAGAUUUAG